This is a messenger RNA of Caenorhabditis sp. 36 PRJEB53466, 1391 nucleotides long. The record is from the annotation of a GenBank genome assembly. NCBI's taxonomy places the organism in Eukaryota, Metazoa, Nematoda, Chromadorea, Rhabditida, Rhabditidae.
AUGGAAGAAGACACGAAAAUAUGGAAAUUCAUUCUUAAACGCGUCACUCGCGACAGACUCGACAACGCGGAAAACAUUGAUUGGCGGGAGAUGAAGAGGGUGACUGGGUUGCAGAGAAGCCACACUUCCCUCAGACAUCGGUCACAGCCGUUCAUCGAAUUCUCGUCGAAUAUUCCAUUUUCAGAUACCGAAACACGCUCAGCAAAUAUUUGCACCUGUUCAGAGAUCUCUCGAAGAGUAAAAAAGUCGAAUUGUACAAAGCUCUGCGAAUUCCCGUCAACUUCCACUUUUACAAAGAGUAAUCCGAAUUUAUUUUAUUUUAAUCUAGAAAGAACAUAGAAAUUUGGCUAAAAUGACCUAAAGAAUACGGGAAAAAACGUACCUUUAAGACUUCAAAAAACGGCGAACGUGGUGCUGGACGAUGAGAAGUGUCUCGUGCACUGCACGCCGAAAAGCGCAUUCACCGAGGAACAGCAAGGCGGCAGUAUGCUCAUGCGAGUGACCGCCGAACAAAGCGAAGCGAUGAAAGCGACAAUAAUACGUCACCUGUUGAAGCUGCCGAGAGAGGAAGCGCCGAGAGAGGAAGUGCCAGAACAGCCGGAGAAAGAGUCCGAGAAGGAGCCGGCACCGCAGGAAGAGCCGGAGGACACUGAGCCGAGGGACGCACAUCCCGGAAUGCGGAAGUUUUUCGAUAAACUCAGAGUGGAUAUCAAGGAACACAGCGAGCAAAUGGCUGCCAAUAUCAGAGCUUCACAGUGAGCGAAAGUUUCUGGAAAGGGAGCGUGGCUUCUGCAACCUGCGGUUUUUGCAUAUUUUGUGUCGAAAACGGACGCAUUUCGUUGGAAGCUCAAAAAGUUAUAUAGAUUUGAAGAAUUCAUGAUUUUCAAUUGAUCUACUUGUAUUGCGCUCUUUUUUCUUAGAAAAAAGGUCAGGCCGACCGAAGAGAGCUCUGAAAAUUCUGCUUUCUUAGUUUUUAAGUACAGAACUGGUUUCUUCUGGGGCCACGCUCCUUUCAAAAAGUACUCCUUUUGAAUACCUGGAGACCAUCUCAUUCAGACUUGGCUCUUCUGAUCAAGUCCAUAACUCCUCCACCGUCGACCGCAAGGCAUUUCAUGGCACAUCGGAGCCCCGACACCACGGAAGCGUCGGAAUGAAAAAGUGUGUGGCAGAGUUGAGAGAAGCGGCCGUUCGGCUCAACACGAGCAUUCUGGACCCUGUCUGCCAGCAGAUUGACGAAUUAAUUGAAAACCGACCAGAUCAGGUAAAAAGAAACUCGAUUUCGAUAUAUUUUCAUGUUUUUCUUUUUGCAGGAAGUGUCCGAGGAGAGGCUCUGCCUUGCAUUCAGCGCUGCACUGGACAUCGUCACUCCGAGCAUUCACAUUCCCAAAUAA